Messenger RNA from Aspergillus nidulans FGSC A4, 1005 nucleotides. RefSeq names its product protein llmE. The transcript has 6 exons. Bases 1 to 1005 code for a protein of 334 amino acids. Lineage: Eukaryota; Fungi; Ascomycota; Eurotiomycetes; Eurotiales; Aspergillaceae. The record is from RefSeq and is a predicted model, not a curated record.
AUGAGCUUGGACCCCGUUGAUGAGAUUAUGCCGAUAUUUCCUUUACUGGAAGCAUCUAUCCUAGGAGAUCGCCCCACACCUCAGCCCGCGCAUUUCAGAGUAUCUACUGUCAUCAGCCAGAACCAUGCCGACCCUUUUUGCGCCUAUCCUGUGCCAAUGAGCAACGCCAUCAAGCCAAAGAUCACUCAGAGAUUGCUUACAAUUUCGAACGAACGCCGUCAGAAUCUUGAACGAUCUUCUGCAGGAUCCCGUGACUGCGGUGGCAGAGUCUACAGUGUUAACCCACAGGCGAUCCUCGAUGUAGGAACUGGUACGGGGAUCUGGGCGAUAGAUGUCGCCGAUGCGUUCCCAGCCGCUAGAGUUACUGGGUUGGAUCUUUCGCCCAUUCAACCCACAUUUGUCCCUCCGACCUGCUCGUUCGAAAUAGAUGACGUAACCAUGCCAUGGACGUAUGAUACGGAACAAUUUGACUUGAUCUACGUCCGCGAGAUGUUCGGCUCGAUACCUGAUUGGGAUGCGUUUCUCCGGCAAUGUUGGGCCUCUCUACGACCAGGUGGCUACAUAGAAGUUGUUGAGCAUUCGAUUACGCCCAUAUGGGACGCUGAUACCAGCCUGGGACCUAUCUACGCAUUAUGGGAGCAGACAAUGGCGCAGGUUGAGCAGGUAUCUGGCAGGAGUUUCUCGAUCUGGCGUGAAAGCGCACAGGUGCUGGAGGGUAGUGGCUUCCAAGAUAUUACCAAAAGAUCUUACAAAUGGCCUAUUAGCGGAUGGAACACAGAUCCUCGAUUGCGCGAGUUAGGCCGACUAAAUCAACUUCGGCUUCUCCAGGCGAUCGAAGACAUAUUUCUUCGCCAUUUGACGUCAACCAUGGCAUGGCCCUACGAUGCGGUCCAGAAUUUUAUAGAGCGGAUACGUUCUACUAUAAGAGAUGAGCAGCGCCACCUCUACCAGCCAGUCACAGUUGUGUAUGGACGAAAACCAUGUCCCAGUUCCGAAAUCCUUUAA